Colletotrichum fioriniae is the source of this 384-nucleotide messenger RNA. The record is from RefSeq and is a predicted model, not a curated record. NCBI's taxonomy places the organism in Eukaryota, Fungi, Ascomycota, Sordariomycetes, Glomerellales, Glomerellaceae.
AUGUUAGCCCCAGCACUGGACACCCUCGCCGACGACUUUGACGUCGAGUCCGAUAUUGAAACAUAUCUCCUCAUGUCCAUCUUUCUGUUAGCAUACGCCGUGGGGCCUUUCGUUCUUGCUCCGUUGUCUGAGAUGUAUGGUCGCGUCGUCGUGCUUCAGUCCGCCAAUAUGUUUUACUUAAUCUUCAACACCGUCUGCGGCUUUUCGGCAUCAAAGGAACAGAUGUUGGCUUUCAGAUUUCUCAGUGGACUUGGUGGAAGCGCUCCUCAAGCUCUUGGUGGUGGCGUCUUGAGCGAUUGCUGGAGAGCCGAAGAAAGGGGCACGGCGACUGCCAUCUACAGUCUUGCUCCUUUUCUCGGACCCGCUGUCGGGCCUAUUGGUUAG